CGGAACGGGUGUGUCGCGCUUGCUCUUCACUCGGGCCUUUUAAAGGGUGUCCUUUUCCUGUCGCGGCCUGCGCUAAGUCGGCUCGUGGAUCUCUGAGCCCCGAAGAUUGAGAGUUUCUUGGUGCCCAAGAAGUUGCGACCGGCGGCUCUGCGGUCGUCACCAUGCCACAAAAUGAAUAUAUUGAAUUACACCGUAAACGCUAUGGGUAUCGUUUGGAUUACCAUGAGAAAAAGAGAAAAAAGGAAAGUCGAGAGGCUCAUGAACGGUCGAAGAAGGCAAAGAAGAUGAUUGGUCUGAAGGCUAAGCUCUACCAUAAGCAGCGCCAUGCUGAGAAAAUACAAAUGAAAAAGACUAUCAAGAUGCAUGAAAAGAGAAACACCAAACAAAAGAAUGAUGAAAAGACUCCACAGGGAGCAGUACCUGCCUAUCUGCUGGACAGAGAAGGACAGUCCCGAGCCAAAGUACUUUCCAAUAUGAUUAAACAAAAACGAAAAGAGAAAGCGGGAAAAUGGGAAGUCCCUCUGCCCAAAGUUCGUGCCCAGGGAGAAACAGAAGUAUUAAAAGUUAUUCGAACAGGAAAGAGAAAGAAAAAGGCAUGGAAGAGGAUGGUUACUAAAGUCUGCUUUGUUGGAGAUGGCUUUACAAGAAAACCACCUAAAUAUGAAAGAUUCAUUAGGCCAAUGGGCCUACGGUUCAAGAAGGCCCAUGUAACACAUCCUGAACUGAAAGCUACCUUUUGCCUACCAAUACUUGGUGUAAAGAAGAAUCCCUCAUCCCCAUUAUAUACAACUUUGGGUGUUAUUACUAAAGGUACUGUCAUUGAGGUCAACGUGAGCGAGUUGGGCCUUGUGACACAAGGGGGCAAGGUUAUCUGGGGGAAAUAUGCCCAGGUUACCAACAAUCCUGAAAAUGAUGGAUGUAUAAAUGCGGUCUUACUGGUUUGAAAGCACUUUCAUACAAGUAACUUCUUAUUGAAGACCACAUACCAAUUGGGAAAACCACCAUUACUGUGAUGUUUCUGAAUGCCACCAAGUAGCCUUACGUAUCUGCAGUCAUCAAAAGAACUAUUUAUUAAAUUGUAUAAAACAUUAAAAUGGUCCAGUUUUACAAA
Molecule: messenger RNA, 1111 nt
Organism: Lemur catta (Ring-tailed lemur)
Lineage: Eukaryota; Metazoa; Chordata; Mammalia; Primates; Lemuridae
Gene: NSA2
Product: NSA2 ribosome biogenesis factor
Exons: 6
Coding region: 162-944 (260 amino acids)
Biological process (GO): maturation of LSU-rRNA; maturation of 5.8S rRNA
Cellular component (GO): nucleolus; preribosome, large subunit precursor
Source: RefSeq, a predicted model, not a curated record